Messenger RNA from Engraulis encrasicolus (European anchovy), 5442 nucleotides. It is a transcript of the gene hook1, whose product is annotated as hook microtubule-tethering protein 1. The record is from RefSeq and is a predicted model, not a curated record. Gene Ontology annotation, molecular function: microtubule binding; dynein light intermediate chain binding. Gene Ontology annotation, biological process: cytoskeleton-dependent intracellular transport; cytoplasmic microtubule organization. Bases 65 to 2212 code for a protein of 715 amino acids. The transcript has 22 exons. NCBI's taxonomy places the organism in Eukaryota, Metazoa, Chordata, Actinopteri, Clupeiformes, Engraulidae. Gene Ontology annotation, cellular component: centrosome; cytoplasm.
AAAAGCAAAAGGCGUUGCUGACAGGUGGACGGAAAUAUCUACUUGCCCUGACUGGAGGGAAGAGAUGGACGUAAAUAAGACGGUACUUUGCGAGAGCCUGAUCAUAUGGCUGCAGACGUUUAACACAGCGGCACCAUGCACAACAGUAGAGGAGCUGACUACUGGGGCGGCCAUGUCUCAGGCCCUGCAUCAAAUAGACCCCUCAUGGUUCAGCGAGGGCUGGCUGAGCCGCAUCAAGGAGGACGUGGGGGACAACUGGAGACUAAAGAUGAACAACCUGAAGAAGAUUCUUCAGAUGAUGGUUGAUUACUACAACGAGGUGUUGACUCAGCAGAUCUCUGACUUUCCCCUGCCUGACCUGGUGCGUGUGGCAGAGCACUCAGACCCCGUGGAGCUGGGCCGCCUGCUGCAGCUCAUCCUGGGCUGUGCCGUCAAGUGUGAACGCAAACAAGAGUACAUCCAAGUCAUCAUGACCUUGGAGGAGUCUGUGCAGCAUGUGGUCAUGACAGCCAUUCAGGAGCUGAUGAGCAAGGAGACCAUGGGCCAGUUUGGAGCCGAGCCCCUGGGGGACAUGGAGCAACAACUGAAGAAGACCAUGGAGGAGCUGGCGGAGGUGAUGGCAGAGAAGGAGGAGCUUGCACAGCGAUGUCAAGAGCUGGACAUUCAGGUGGCGGUGCUGCAGGAGGAGCGGAACAGCCUGCUGGCGGAGAACGACGUGCUGACAGACAGAGCCAAUCAGCUGGACACCUUUGACGACCCCAGCACGCCCUCGGGCAAGAAGCACAGCCAGCUGCAGAUACAGCUCGAACAGCUGCAGGAGGAGAACUUCAGGCUGGAGGCGGCUAAGGAUGACUAUCGUAUCCACUGUGAGGACCUGGAGAAACAGCUGAUUGAGAUCCAGCACCGCAACGACGAGCUGACCAGCCUGGCAGAGGAGUCACGAGCACUCAAGGACGAGCUGGACAUACUCAGGAGCUGCUCGGACCGGGCGGUGAAGCUGGAGGCCUCGGUGGAGACGUACCGCAAGAAGCUGGAGGACCUGGGGGACCUGCGGAGGCAGAUGAAGGCCCUGGAGGAGAAGAACAUGACCUACAUGCACAACACUGUCUCCCUGGAGGAGGAGCUGAGGAAGGCCAACGCAGCCCGCGCACAACUAGAGACGUACAAGAGACAGGUCCAGGAUCUGCACAAGAAUCUCUCUGAGGAGUCGCGGCGUGCCGACAACUUGGCCUUCGAGAUGAAGAAGAUGGAGGAGAAGCACGAGACAGUGCUGAAGGAGAAAGAGAGGAUAAUAAUUGAGCGAGACUCUUUGAAGGAGACCAAUGAGGAGCUCCGCUGCACACAGGUUCAGCAAAACCAGUUCCUCCAAGCAGAGAGGUGUCAGUCGGACAGUCCAAGCCAUGACAACCUGGCAGCUGAGAUGCUGCCUAUCGAGUUCAGGGAGAAGUUCAUCCGUUUGCAGCAUGAGAACAAGAUGCUGCGUGUGCAGCAGGAGGGCUCGGAGAACGAGCGCAUCACCGAGCUGCAGCAGCAACUGGAGGGGGCCCACCGCGACCGCAGCGAGCAGGAGACCGAGACCAGGUUAAACAGGGAGCGCAUCACUGUGCUUCAGCAGCAAGUGGAGGACCUUCAGAAGGCUCUGCAGGGCCAGGGCACCAAGACUGAGGACUCAAACCUCAAGAGGAAACUGGAUGCUCAUAUGGUGCAGCUGAAUCAGGCCCAGGAUGAGAUCAUGAGGAAGAAGGAGCUCCUGGAAGACCUCCAACCAGACUCCACUCAGAACGCUCUGAAACUGGAGGAGUUGAUGGCGGCCCUAAAGAAGAAGGACGAGGACAUGAAGGCUAUGGAGGAGAGAUACAAGAUGUACCUGGAGAAGGCUCGCAACGUCAUCCGUGCGCUGGACCCCAAGCUAAACCCGGCCUCUGCAGAGAUCCAGGCACUGAAAAACCAGCUCUCGGAGAAGGACAAGAAGAUCAGCUCCCUGGAGAGAGAGUGUGAGCAAGCCAAACUGAGGGAGUAUGAAGAGAAGUUGAUUGUUACUGCAUGGUACAAUAAGAGUCUGAACUUCCAGAAGAUGGCGAUCGAGUCUCGUCUGGGCGGCCGCUCCAACUCGCUGGUCCCGGCGGGCCAGUCCUUCCUGGCCCAGCAGAGGCAGGUCACCAACGCCCGCCGCACCCUCUCCGUUAACGUGCCUGCCUCCUCCGCCAAGUAGAAGAAGAACCACAAGAGAAGAAUCUUCCUCCAGCUUUCUUUUCUUUUCUCUUUUUUCCCCUCUCCUCCUCCCUUUCUUCUCCCUGUCCUUUCGUUUGCCUUGUCUCUUGUCCUUGUUCUUGUCUCUUGAGUACUCGACUGUAUGUCUCUCUGUCUCUGUCUCUGUCUCUGUCUCUCUCUCUCUCUCUCUCUCUCUCUCUCUCUCUCUCUCUGUCUCUCUCUGUCUGUCUGUCUGUCUGUCUCCUCAUGUUUUUCUCCUUCGUGCACUCAAGUGACCUUAAGGAAACUGGUCGUCACCCCCACUGCAAGCACUUGGACACACUAUAUAGGAAAAGAGGUUGGCGACUUUUAAAUGGGAAAACCUCUCUCAUUCACAAACACACACACACAAUACGUCUGCACAACUACUGUACUUUACACACUGUCACAACUAGAGAUAGACCGAUAAAUGCCACAUUUAGUCAUUUUUUAUAAAGCAUAUCAACACCGGCCAAUGUCUGUGUGAUACAUUUGGCUGUUUUACAGAGAUGCACAAAUGUGAGCACAAAGCAAGCCAGUUGUUUUCUUCAAGGGGCAAUAACGAUAACCUUUACCUUUGGCGGGUAAGGGCAACUUCAGGUCUCCAUGCUAUUUUGUUCAUCCAGAAGCAAGGAUGGCAGGUCGUAUCAUGACUUGAUGACACUAGUAGAUGAGUACAGUGAAUAAUAAAUGCAUACUGUAUUCAUCUUCUAAAAUGUAAUGCUUGUAUUGGCCUUCCAAGUAAUCGGCAGCUCAUAUCAGCCAUCCACUGAUCAUUGGCUGAAAAUAAAAUAAUAUCGGUAUCGCCAAGAAAACAAAAUCCAUAUCGGUCAAUCUCUAGUCAUACUCACCCCACCAUCACUCCUUGGAACACAAUUAGACGAUAACCUUUUUACUCUCUCAAUGAAUGAGUGAAUAUAGUCUAGCUGACACCAGCAUGCAUAUAUUUAUACACACACAUAUACACAAACACACACAACACUGUACUGUAUGACAGUAGCAACAGGCUCCUGCCCUAUGGCACGCUUAGCCUUUUUAUAAGACAACUUUCAUCUCAUCACCUUGAACAUGGACUCUAAUCAGGACAAUUUUAUCUGUGAUUGCAACCUCAAUGCAAACAGGGAAAGAGAUAGCAUGAUAAUGUAGUAUUGGAUUACAGUAACUAAGGUAAUUGUUUUUUUUUCUUCAUUUUUUUAAACAAAUGGCUAGCAUGUCUGCUUUCAGCUCCAAUUAAUCCGUAACCAUACUAUGCAGUACAGAUGUAAAAAUCGACACAAAUCAUUUGUGCAUCAUUCUCGCCAGUGCCGUUUAAUAGACAUACAUACAUACAUACAUACGGUAGAGUAGGUCGUAUACCUAGCAUACUGCAUAUUCAGAAUACUACUGCAUUCAAAAGAAGGACACUAGCUCCAUCUGGCGUGCUGUAAUGGUAUUGCGCAAUAGACAUUGCCUAAAAUUCUGGUGCUGGACACCGUUAGAGCUUUUUUUCUUGCUGUUCGAUAUCCUACCCUUGUAAGAAAUACUCAUUUCAGUUGUAUAAAUGAGAAACAUAAGCCUCUUCUAUUAUUGGGAUGUAAAAUAAUCAGAUCCUAGGUGCUGAGAUAAUAAUAUGCGAAUCUUUAAAAAAAAAAAAAAAAAAAAAGAAAGAUCAACUGGGAUGCCCUAUUUAUAAUAUUUAUUUUAUACGAAGCAAUCGACUAUGACCUGAUUCCAGCAUGAUUUUUUAAUUCUUUUUAAUGGCAGUGGAGGAAUGUAUGUUACUCAAAGGCCUUCCAGAAUCAGACAACUUUCUUAAUUGAGGAAUGCUUAAUGUGGAACCCCUUCCCCUCACCUGCCCUCGAUCUCAGCAGUGAUCCUGGUCAUCUUAUCAGUCUCCACCGGGGCCACAACUGAUUGUGUUGCUAUUCACCUUUAAAGGACCAGUGUGUGAUUUUCAAAUGUCAAGCUGCCCAUUCACAAAUUAGAUCUUUUUCCAUGAAUUGUUACUAACAAACUAAUAUUUACUUGUCUGACCAGAGUAGGUUUUGCUGCCAAAAUGUCUAUGACAAGUCGUUCUAAAAAACGGAUAUACCUGGAGAGGUUUGACUUAUUUGUGUAUGGAGUGUGUACUUUUCCAAGCCAUAAUAAUUACUUACAAAUUGAUGAUGGUAGUAAACAUUCAUGAAAAAAAAAGAUUAAAUAUGUUCCCUCGCCAGAUGGAUGUGGUUCUGCCUUGCUUCACACACAUCAUUUUGGAUUGCAUUUUACGGAUUCGCUGCCCAAAAGGCGCAGCGUUAUCCUUGCACGUGAUUAGAUAUACCACGUGUCUGUCAUUUUUAAUGACGUGCUACUUCAACCACUCACAGAUUCGACAAUACAGUCGAAAUUGCGGAAUUGAUGCCAACGCGUCAGGCCGAUCCUCCCAGACCUGUGAGUGGAGGCCAAGCCGGGCUUUGUAGCGCCACAUGUCUUGCGAAAGCCGGGUUAGUAAUUUGGUGUUCAUGGACAAAAAUUAUGGAAAUAAACUACAAAAAUGUACACACUGGCCCUUUAACCUCCAUUUGUGUCUGUGAGGUAAGUGGAAUCAGCACGGCCUCGAAGCCCUGGCAUGAUUUUUCAACACCCUUUCACCAGGCAGCAAUGUAGGACACUGAGGGCAUUCUCCUUCACGUGUCAUGUUGAUGCGGUCAUCUAAACCUAGACCGUGCCCUAAACCUAAAUAUCAGUGAAGUCAGGUUUCUGUAAGGGGCAGUUUAAGACGCCACAUUAAUACUCUUGCCGCCCAAUAUUGCCGCCUGGUAAAUGUGUUGAAAAGUGACAAGUCGGAAUGAUACUAUGUAGGUGGAAUAGGGGUGAUGGUGUAAACGGCAAACCACUUCUGCCUGCACGAGGACAGUAACUGGGGUGCUGGUACUAGAGUGUCCUUAGAGUACUCCAGAUGUCUGUUGUGCUAUUAAUUUCCUCUCUCUCAGAACAAAGCUGUGGGUUUUUUUAAAGAAAAAAAAACUGUCUUUAAAUGCUGGGUUGAAAGUUGAUGCUACUUCCUUUGCUUAUUUGUUUGUUUUUUUGUUUUAUUUUGCUCUUAUUCCCUGUUGUGAGUUUUGAAUUAGAACAGUUUGUGGCUGUUUAUCUUUUGGGUGGGCGAUUACUAAUAACAGAGUUAUGUGAAUCUGCUGUGUUGCGAAACACAAAGUUUUUUUUUUGUUUUCAUGGGAAAGUAAUAAAAUACUUGUU